UAGUCAAGACAAACAAUAAGAUUGUCAAUGUGUUUUAAAUUGCUCUUAAUUCUAUUGAUAAUUCAAUUAGAUUUUAACUGAUUGCAUACUUUUACUGAGAUGUUUUGCUAAUUGCCACCAACUCACCUUGGGUUUAUUGUGGUCCUAUGAAUAAGAGACUACCGAGAAUCUCAGUCAUCAGCAGGCCUGCUCAGUUCUUGCAAACUCUUUUUUAUCACAGGAAAUAACAUCCUACAUGGCAGAAAAGAAGCAAAAUUACAACCUCACAAACAUUUUAGAUGGAGUGGAAAAGGCUCACAAAGCCGACAUUCAGCUUUACACCUCAGGUCACUUAAAUCACAACAAGCUUUUCAAGCCCCAAGAAUGGAUAAAACACAACUAUUGGAAAAGUGCCCAAAAAUCUGCCUCAAUUUUCCAGAGAAGACCCCAAUUUACAGCACCCAGUGAUGCAUCUAGGAAGGCAUCUAGGAAGGGAAAUACACCAGUUGCCACCCGGGCCAAAUCUGCUUUAUUUUCAUGUCAGCAAUCUCAGGCAUCCACUGCCAACUCAGUAGCCCCAGCCCGUAUUUCGCUUGGUGCUACUGCUUUCACAUGGCAAAGAAAAGAGAAUGAAGAAGAAACAAAGGAGGAAGCUGAUAUAUUUGAGAGACAACUAAUAAGAGAAGAGCUAGAUAUUCCAGAGAUGAAAAUGCUCAAAUACCGACCAACAAGGAACAGUCGGCUUUGUGUCACAAGAGAGAGUAAAGAUGAAUACCAAUUCUUUCCUUCCUACUUGGCUGGCGUAACCAAAACGGACCAGUUCCACAAGUUCAUGCAAGUUCAGAAGGAUUUUAUUGUCAAACAGGAUUUGCUUGAGAAUGACUAUAUAGGAAGCAAGUCAGCAGAGCACCAUGAAAGGAGGUUGGCACAGGCACUCCAGUAUAUCUGCGACUGCAAUCGUCCACAUUUUUACCAUUUGCAGGCUGUUAGUGAUGUGUUUGAAGAUAUCUGCAACAACUCUUUGAUAUUUGGUGAUGUAUUGAAGGAAGUGAAAAAUGAAUAUGAGCUCUAUAUGGUGAUCCUGCUGGAGUCUCUGCCUACAGUGCAAUACAGAACUUUGCAAAAUGAAGUCAAAGGCAUGAGGAAGAGAACAGUGAUGACCCAUGAAAUAGAAGAGAAAAGGAAUGACAUACAGGCUCUUAUGCAGAAAUCCAAAGUGGCUUUAGCAAGAAAUGAAGAACUCAGGCAUGAGUUAGAAAUGGAAUCGUGGGCAAGCCAGUCUGUCUCCAAAGUAGGUGUAAAGGAUCGUGAGCAGCAGGCAGCAGGGACUCCUUUGCUUUCCACUGCUGAGCAGAUGGCAUCCCUGAGGUGUCAAAUUAUCAUGAAAUGGGAGGAGAUUGGAGCCAUGGAAAAAGAAAUUAAAGAUACUAUGACUUUUGCUGGCAUUGCAAACAUCAAAGAGAAGACAGUUAAAGAAUUAGAGGGUGAAGCAUCAAAACUUCAGGCAUCUAACACAUUUCUGAAGAAACAAAUAAAGGAUGCUGAAAGCGAUAUCACAGCCUCAUUCAAGAGGCAUAAUCUUAGCUCAGAGUCCCAGAGACAUCUGUGGACUAUAGUGAAGGAAUUCUUGUCACCUGAUGGCGAGGAUGACCCUCUCGAGAUAGUAGAUUCAUUUUCUGAGUCUUCUUUACUGACCUUUUAAUAUCAGUAUUUCUAAGAAGGAAAUGCCAAUAUGGAAAAUGAAUGUUGAAACAACUUAGAACUUUUGCAUUGAAUGUGUUAUUUGGGGGAAGCUGGAUGAAAUUCUUCCUUCCUUUUUCUCUUCUUCCCUCUGCACACAGAACCAUGUAUCAUGUUUUUAUACGCAAAAUUAUGUGCACAUAUAAUAAUAGCUAUAGUGAUACUGUCUGCUGGUUGUAGUUUUGACAAAAUAAUGGCCACUAUAUUUGAAGGGUGAUUUCUUUAAUGGAUUUGGGUUCUGUGUUGCCAUAAAUAACUAAUCUUUUUAAUGAUUUCUUUUUGAGAAGGAAAAUAAUUAGCAGACUGAAGAUACAGUGUGUGAACAAUUUUCUACUUCAAAUAUGAUUAAAUCCAUAGAAAUCUUAUGAAAGCUUUGACUGUAAUAGUGAGAAAAAAAUGAUUGUAAAAAUGCUUUCUUUUUAUUAAAACAAGCCUUGCCUUUAUUUCCAAGAAUGUUAUUAAAUGUCACACAUAAAAUUUAUUGAACUACGUGUUGACUAUGUAAUUAAAA
Molecule: messenger RNA, 2230 nt
Organism: Anolis sagrei ordinatus
Lineage: Eukaryota; Metazoa; Chordata; Lepidosauria; Squamata; Anolidae
Gene: C1H6orf118
Product: chromosome 1 C6orf118 homolog
Source: RefSeq, a predicted model, not a curated record